Molecule: messenger RNA, 2535 nt
Organism: Emericellopsis cladophorae
Lineage: Eukaryota; Fungi; Ascomycota; Sordariomycetes; Hypocreales; Bionectriaceae
Product: P-loop containing nucleoside triphosphate hydrolase protein
Exons: 10
Coding region: 1-2535 (844 amino acids)
Molecular function (GO): ATP-dependent chromatin remodeler activity; ATP binding
Source: RefSeq, a predicted model, not a curated record
AUGGCAAGCCAAGCUGACAAGCCAAGCGAUGGAUCCGUGAGUGAUCAACCACAGGUAAAGAUCAAGAGUGAGCCGGUUGAGACCGGGCUUGGCGUCAGGAACAAUACCGGAACACCUAAAGAAUACGGCAAGACCGACGAUGCCGACGGUUCUGAUCUGGUCUCUCCAAAAGGGGAGCCCAACGACGACGAUGGUAAUGGCAGUGACAGCCAGGGUGGUGAUAAAAGCGACGGAGAAUCUGAUGAUUCAUACCAGCCGGAAGAAGAUAGGCAGCCAGUUCUUGAAGAACAGUCCAAAGGAAAAGCCAAGAGCCAAGCAGAGGAUCCAGGGAAAGCCCACCGUCCCAGGACCCCCAAAGAGUACUGGCUCCUGCAGCUACAGAAAGACCCAGACUGGAACGAAAAAGCAAAGGAGGCUUUGGUCAAGCAGCUCAAAAACAAGAAGAAGGGCGGAAAGGCGUCUGCCAAAGCACAAACAGGAGGGAGUCUACUGGCGGGCCACAACACAAGGCCGGACAUGGAGGACGCCAAUGCUUCGGUCAUGCCAGGAUCCAGCGCUACCACGCACGCUACUCAAUUCAAGUUUCUCCGAAGAUGCAUGCCUCCAGGUGGCGAUACCCGUCGAUCAUCGAAUCAAUUGAAAGACCUCAAGAUGGGUGUCCAAAGCUUUGGUUUUCAGAAGCUGACAACGAAAGGCGACAGGUGGUAUCAUAAAUCCAUGAAGGCAGGAUUAAUGAGCUAUCAGGUCCCAGUCACAGCGUGGAUGAAUAGGCGCGAAGUACUCGGACAGCCUCAUGGUGGACUCGUUGCGGACGAGAUGGGCAUGGGCAAGACCAUCGUGACUCUAUUCUGCAUGUCUACGAAUCCACCGGAGGGAGAAGACCUCGAGAACUAUCGCAAGGCCACGUUGGUUGUUGUACCAAACCUCACAGUGGCCGGAGAGUGGCUCGACAAGACGAACCAGCACUGUAGCGAAAAGAAUGCCAUGACAGCAACCAUCUACAGAUCGAGCGAUGCGAUGAGUGAAGAGACACUUGUCAACCGAUUCAUGGUCUUAACGACGUACAACACCUUGUUAAGCCAGCACCCAAGCAUCGUGCGGUACCAGGAAAUCGAGCAACGAUGCCACGGAAAUGAACAGUGCAUUCGGGACAUGGUGGCGGCUGAAUCAAAGGUUCUUUUCAAGAUCCCGUGGUACCGCGUUGUCCUCGACGAGGCACAGCAGAUCAAGAACGGGAAAUCUAUCACCGCUCGAGCUUGCUGGAAUCUUCAAGCCAAGAAUCGGUGGUGCCUGAGUGGCACGCCGUUGGCCAAUGCUCCCAAAGAAUUCUUUCCUUACCUCGAGUUUCUGAAGUACAAUAAUCCACAAACAGAGAAGGAUUUCGCAGGUAAACAAGAGCCGCCGGAAGACAAAGUCAUGGAGCUCGAAGUCUUGGUUUCGAUGGUAAUGUACAGAAGAACCAAGAAUGAUACUUUCAUGAACGCCAAGAUCCUCGACAUCCCCAAGAGCUACAGCAAGGACAUUAUAGUCCCGUCAACAGCUGAAGAAGACCACGUGUUCAUGACUGUGAUCCGAAAUAUGGAUCUGCAACGUCAAAUUCGUGACGGAGCUUGUUACGAACCGAACGACGAGGACAAGAUCUCCCACGCUGUGGGGCGCUGGGAUCCAUCCAACAUGGAAAAGGAGCUCGAUCGUUUUGCGAAUAAGGGCAAAGGCAAAGGAAAAAGCGAGCUCGGCAACAAGCUUUGCCGUGCCGCAUCUCAUCCCUUCAAUCUUGGUCGUAGGAACAACGGUGAGGAUUGUUCAGCCCAGUACCACAUUUACCCCACGGUCGUUGCCACUGUUGCAUCUUUGGCGAACAAAGUCAUUGCGGCGAGCAAGAAGUCUGGGCCGAUAACCGCAGGAGCCGACAGCCACGGACAGAGGCUCUCAAGAGACCCCAAAAGCCAUGGGAUCUUCCUAGCCUUGGUGGCUACGCCCGAGCGCCACAGGGUCCCACCGAGCCCAAAGACAACCAUGGCAAUGGGAAUUAUUCUGCAGUGGCUUUCGGAUUUCCCGGGGGACAAGAUUGUCGCAGCUGUCCUGGGCCACAUGCUGCAAGUGGCCAACAUACCCUUCCUAUACUACUAUGGCGAGCUGUGUCCUGAAGCAAAGUCCAAAGCUGUCAAGGGCUUUCAAACCGACCCGUCGAAAAAGGUUAUGCUCGUGGGACUGCGUGCCGGCUCAACAGCGUUGGACCUGUAUGCGGCCAACCGCGUCAUCCUCGUGGAUCUGUGGUGGAACACGGCGGUGGAAGACCAAGCGCUUGGACGCGUCUGGAGGAUUGGCCAGGAGAAGAUCACGCACCUGCGUCGAAUCAGAACGACCAUGGAGAUUAACAAUCGCAUCGUCGAGAUGCAGGAGGACAAGCAGGUCAAGGUGCGCAAAACGCUACAGGACGAUGGUCCUUCGCAGGAUGACCCGAGGAAGAGAAGAAAGAGAAACAAGGUGAUUGCAAGAAUGGCGGGCGAGGAUAGCGGAUCGGAGGAUGAGUAG